Messenger RNA from Gasterosteus aculeatus aculeatus (three-spined stickleback), 2424 nucleotides. It is a transcript of the gene tmem160, whose product is annotated as transmembrane protein 160. The record is from RefSeq and is a predicted model, not a curated record. Lineage: Eukaryota; Metazoa; Chordata; Actinopteri; Perciformes; Gasterosteidae.
CAAAAGGCGUAACCAACAAGGCAAAUACAUGAAGAGAUAAAUCAGCUGUGGCUCAAUACUAACUCGACUAAACGUGCGUCCUGGUUCCAAUGUGUCGGUUUAGGGGUCAGUCGCACGGUGGCGCUGAACUUUUCCUGCGCGCCUCUUCGCGGCGUCGUGCGUAACGAGGAGACUCUUCCGGGUCCUCGUCGUUGACCAAACGGUGUGAAAGGUCACAGCGCGUGUUUUUUUAUUUUAUUAUUGUUGUCUCGUCUCUUCUUCUAAACUUUCGUUUCGUUGGUCCGUACCGCCAUGGCCUUCUUGACCUUGUUCAUGAGGAGGCAGUUGCCACCGGCCGUGUGCCGGUUCGCCCGCACGCUGAGGCCGGCGCGUCGCCCCGCGGCCCCGCUGAGGAGGCUGCACGGCUCGGGUCGGCUGCGGUUCGGGGAGACGGAUCCGUGGGGGAGGGUCCGCGGGCCGGAGCAGCACCAGCUGUCGGACCUCGACAAGGCGGACGCUUUGAUGCUGAGAAAGUCCCACGAGACAGGAUUCCUCUCGUGGUUCAGGAACGGUCUGCUGGCCACCGGGAUUGGAGUCAUCGCAUUUGUCCAGAGCGAAGUGGGACGCGAAGCGGGAUAUGCCUUCUUCAUCCUGGGCGGCGUGUGCGUGUCCUUCGGCGGGGCCUCGUACGUCGGCAGCCUCUUUGCCUUUCGUCGAAUGAUGCUGCUGUCGGUGCCGGCGCUGCUGCUCCAGAGCGCCGUGGUGGGCAGCGUCGCCCUCUUCUGGCUGUGCGCCGUGUCCCUCUACAUCGGCCGCCUGGAGGUGGAGAUCAUCCACGACGACGGGGGGGACGAGGGGGGGGAUGAGGAGGAGGACGACGGCGAGGGGGAGUGCCGGGAGUGCCGGGAGAGGCGCGACCACCGGGGUUACCGUGGCUCCCACGGCGGCGGACAUCACGGCAGGGAGGACAGUGACAGCAAGGGGCCCAAGAAGUAGACACCUGAGCUGCAAACUGUGUGUGUGUGUGUGUGUGUGUGUGUGUGUGUGUGUCUCUUUGAUUCAGGGCUCCCUAUGUGUGAUUGUGUGUGUGUGUGUGUGUGUGUGUGCUGCGUGACUCCAUAAAGACGCAUUGUUCACUGUUAUGUUGAUGUUAUCGUUAAGGUCAAUGAAGACUUUAAGGCCUUGUUGGAAAACUGCUCAGAAAAUGUUGACAUUUUGGUAGUUGGACUACGUUCCCUUCUGGGGAUAUAAUCAGAUAUAUUCAACACUUGUUCACUUGCGUUGUCAGUGCGCCUGAGGGAGGUAUUGAUUUGUUGCUGGCGUUGCAGGAGCAGUGCAGAGGCUGUGAGAACGUCGUACGUCUGUUCAUAGAAGUUUAGUUUUCAAUGCGAUUAUCGCUCAGCCAACUGUUUGUCCUGUUCGACUUAAUCUACUCUGACUACUUGAAGUUUUUAUACAAUGAAAUACAUUGUUGUGAUAUGCUGUGAGAAUGUUCACACUAUAUGCACGUUUCAGGUAUGUUGUUAUAUCAAUGAGGACUUACAAUGGACAUUAUUAUUUUAUAACAGAUUAUCCUGUUAAUUGUUAAUUUUUUUUUAUUCUUUAUUAUGGGUAACGGCUCUUUUGUCAGUUGUUCAUUAAUCGAUUUUGUAAAGGAAAAAUAGUUUUCGCAGCUUUUGCUGUGGCUUUAUGUACAGUUACCUAAAUGUAACCACACAUCACUUCAGUUUUUGAGUGACUUUCACACUAUCUGGUGUUUCCUAUGAUUGCUGUUUUAUUGGAUGUAAAGAACGUGUCUGAAUCUAUUAUGUUGAAUUUGUGUGAGGGAAUUGGGUUCACUUUUAUACCUCUUAUGUACAAUAACAAUAACGCGAGAAGAAAUCUAUGCUGACACAGGGUCGAAACUUCGGAGUGUCUGUAAUUUGCUUUCACGUUUAAAUCGACCCGGGUUUCCCCACAUGGCCGACAUUCGCCAGGUAGAUCUGAAGGUGAAGAGACGAGCGUCUGCUCGACAAAUAAUCCUCACAUGCUGAACUAGUCUCAUAUUAGCUUUUCUAAAUGUACUUCUGUACGAUUGUACCUCCGGCGCUGCAUGAGGACGCUUCAUUUAAAAGUGUGAUGGAGCCAAAAGAGUUGGGAGUUAUUUAAAUGGCCUGUUGUUUUUUGUCAUUUCAAAUUAGUCAGGGAAUAUUCACAACCGACCUGAAUUAUGACCUGACCCUGAUUAUUUAAAGUUUUAAUUAGAUCGUGCAUUUUCCUGAAUAACUGUGUUUAGUGGAAUGAAACCCAGCUGACACGUACAUCAUUGUAGUAUUCCUGGUUGCUACUUGUAAUCGUUGAUGUCUUGACCUCUCAUUGUAUAAAAAAAAGUUUCCAUUUAUAGCGGAAUGUGUUUGGGUGUUUGGAUUUGGGUGCAAAAACGACAUUAAUAAACUAUUCAGGAGG